Messenger RNA from Momordica charantia (bitter melon), 2667 nucleotides. The record is from RefSeq and is a predicted model, not a curated record. Lineage: Eukaryota; Viridiplantae; Streptophyta; Magnoliopsida; Cucurbitales; Cucurbitaceae.
GUGGGAACCAUUGAUUGCCACGCAGACGUGACACGUCGCGAUCUUAUUUAUCAAUACCAUAAGCACGAAACACCAGUUUAUAGCCCGUGUCUCUUCACUGCUUCACUAUCGUCUCUCUCUCCAGCGUCGCAGUGAGAAGACGCACUCGUUGUAGAAUAGAAGGAACGCCUCAUUUCGCGCUCUGUUUUGAGUUUUCGCGGCGGAUGACUCCUCGAAGUAAAGCGCAGUCGCUUGGUACGUUUCUCCCUCACGAUUGCGAGAGAGUGAAAGGAAACUUCAUCGCUUGAUGAAUCUCAUUUCAACAUUUUGUGGAAGGAAGAGUGAGUAGAUAUUGAGAACUCUACCUGAAUCCGUCGCUGUGAAAUUUUGCUUUGUUCCGACGGCGAGACAUUCAUUUGAAUCGGUCGCCUCAAGAGAAAGGAAUGAAUACAGGAAGGAGAGCUCUAAAGUUCAAAGGUGGAUCUUCUGCUCCACUGAAUGCUAGUGCAGCUACCAGAAAUUUGAGUAAAUGUCACCUUGGAAGCGUAAUAUUUGGAUGUACAAACAGCACCAUAAAGGAAUGUCUUUCAAAACAGCUCUUUGGUUUGCCUACUCAACACUUUUCAUAUGUGAAGAACAUUGAUCCUGGUUUGCCUUUGUUUCUAUUCAACUACAGCAACAGAAAAUUGCAUGGUAUCUUCGAGGCGGCUAGUUAUGGUCAGAUGAACAUUAAUCCGUAUGGGUGGACUACUGACGGUUCAGAGAGAACACUUUAUCCAGCUCAGGUUCAAAUUCAUGUUCGUAUGGAGUGUCAACCUUUGUUAGAAAAUCAGUUCAAACCUAUAAUUACGGACAACUAUUAUGGCCCCAGUCAUUUCUGGUUUGAGCUAGAUCACGCUCAGACUAAUAAGUUGAUUUCUUUAUUAGCAUCUCAAGCAGUGGCUUCACGUGUACCACAAUUUACAACGAAGUGGAGGACUUUUUGUACAGGCCUCUCCUCCUUGGAAACAAGUGAUGGAAGUGACAAGAUCAAACCAGAAAUUCUGGAGGAGCACUUUGACCUGGCAAGUCAAGUAUCAGACACUGUGGAUGUUAAUUCCUCAUUAGAUGCAGGAAACAGAGCAUUUGAAGCUCAUUUUGAUGCAAAUUUGGCCAAUGAAGAGGAGGAAUACCGAAUAUUCCUUAAACUACAACAACUGGCUACAAAUCAUCAUGAAAGUUCGUUGCCUUUAACAAGUGAUACAGAAUGUACUACCUCUAAUAAGGACACGAAUUUGGAGAACAAGGGUAAUUCUGGCGAACCAAUAGAAUCCAAAGACAACAAUGAAGAGGAUUGUGGUUCUUCUACUGAACUUCAGUCUCUAAUGGCUAAGUUGGUUCAGGAGAUACAAGAGCUAAAGGAUUAUAAAGCAGAACAAGCUGAGAAAAUAGCUUUUUUGGAGACAAAGCUGUUGGAGGCAGAAGGAGAAAUCCAGGAGUUGAAGAGUCGUAUGAUGUCGAGUUCUUUGUCAAACUCAAAUGCAGUAGAACCAGAGAGGGCAGUUGGGGAGGAACAAUUUGAAGACUCAUGUUUGGAUCCUAAUGAAUCCAUUUUUUUGAUUGGAGGAUAUGAUGGUGAAUCAUGGUUGUCAACUUUGGAAUUAUAUGAUCCUUUUAGGGAUGUGAUUAAAUCUCUUAGGCCAAUGAGAAAUGUACGUUCAUAUGCUUCUGUUGCAUGGUUGAAUAGUCAGCUUUACGUUUUUGGUGGUGGUAAUGGUUAUUCUGCAUGGUAUAACACAGUUGAAUCAUAUAACUUGGAGACUGAUCAAUGGACCUUGGGCCCUUCUUUAAGUGCGGAAAAGGGAAGCCUGGGAGGAGUUACCAUUGGUAACAAAUUAUUUGCUAUUGGCGGUGGAAAUGGCAUCGAAUCCUUCUCAGAUGUUGAAAUGCUUGACUUAGAUCUUGGACGAUGGAUCUGUACAAGGUCAAUGCUACAAAGGCGAUUUGCUGUUGCUGCAGUGGAGCUCGAUGGCUUGCUUUAUGCAACAGGCGGGUUUGAUGGCAGCGAUUAUUUGAAAUCUGCUGAAAGAUUUGACAUCCGAGAACAUUCAUGGACCCAAAUUCCUAGUAUGAACGCAAAACGAGGAUGCCAUUCUUUGGUUGCUUUGAACGAUAAACUUUAUGUUAUCGGGGGCUUUGAUGGAGAUUCCAUGGUUUCGAGCGUUGAAGUAUAUGAUCCACGUAUGGAAUCGUGGAUCAUAGGAGAACCCAUGAAAAAUUCACGUGGAUAUGCGGCAGCUGGAGUUAUCAACGAAUCCAUACACGUAAUAGGAGGUGUGAGACUUGACGGGACAAUUAUGGACACUGCUGAGAGUUAUAAGGAAGGGCGUGGGUGGCAGGAAAGUAGGUCGAGGGUCCUAAAGAAGAGGUGUUUCCUAUCAGCUAUUGUUUAACCAACGUCAGAAGACAGAAGCUACGUCUGCACAUGCUUGGUAUGUUGGUAAACUCCUCUUUUGUUCAUUACUGCAACGCCCUAGACAGUGCUGCAAAAGUUUCUUCUGAUUAGAAAACCAAAAACUACCCUUUUUUUUCGUGAAUAUAAUUACGGAUCCCAUACACAAAUUCGUUGAGAACAAACAAAGAAGUGAAACUCAGUUCUUACGCUCCAUUUUUUUUUAAUUGAGCUUAGAACUACUAUUUUUAACUAUG